AUGGUCAAGACUUCACAGAGGAAGCAACGUGAUUGUAGAAACCAAUCCAAAGCUGGCUUAAGCACCUCCAUCCCUCUGAGAAUGUCGUACAUAUUCAAGAGGCUGGUUGCUAGAAUCACAUCCUAUCCUGGCAAUGAGAUCAGAUGCCAUCAAUGGGAGGAAACUUUGGAUAAGCCCCAGCAAGUGCUCUGGCAGAAGAGACUGCAUGGAUUCCAGGUGUUCAGUGGAACCAGAGAACCCUUAAGUACUUUGGAUCUUGCCAAAGCCUUGCAAAAACUUGCAACUAGUUGCACAGGUGAAUCUCUGCCAGGAGUUCUCACAGGUGGUCUGAACUCCAGCCCCAGGCCCACCCCUGCCCAGUCUUCAGAUUUGGCAGAGAUGAUUCCAGGAGCUGGUCUGGGUAUCUCACAGCUCCUCUGCAAACAAUUUCCGGUGACUGAGGAAGAUAUCAGGAAACAGAAAGUGAAGAUGGCAAGAGAGAGCCUGAGGAUAGCAUUGAUUGCAGACAGGCUAGCUAUUAAGGCAGAAAAAGUGAGGGGCUAAGAAGGAUGUCCUGACAAACACUGUUGAAAAAAAAGAGAAAAUGGUGCAGAUGAAAUGGUACACCACAGCACUUUAUUAAUGACUCUCUGGAGUGUCUGUAAGUUUUUCUUGCUUUGAGCUUUUGAAACUUUAAAAUAAACCAAUACUUUUCUCUCAUUAAAUUCUUUUGUGUGGCAUAGAAAAUAUAGACAGUGAUCUAUUUAUAUUUGUUUGUUUGUUUU
Orcinus orca (killer whale) is the source of this 764-nucleotide messenger RNA. It is a transcript of the gene MBD3L1, whose product is annotated as methyl-CpG binding domain protein 3 like 1. The record is from RefSeq and is a predicted model, not a curated record. NCBI's taxonomy places the organism in Eukaryota, Metazoa, Chordata, Mammalia, Artiodactyla, Delphinidae.